Messenger RNA from Apus apus (common swift), 9148 nucleotides. RefSeq names its product ubiquitin specific peptidase 31 (gene USP31). NCBI's taxonomy places the organism in Eukaryota, Metazoa, Chordata, Aves, Apodiformes, Apodidae. Gene Ontology annotation, molecular function: cysteine-type deubiquitinase activity. Gene Ontology annotation, biological process: protein deubiquitination. Bases 1 to 3999 code for a protein of 1332 amino acids. The transcript has 16 exons. The record is from RefSeq and is a predicted model, not a curated record.
AUGUCGCGGGUGAGCGGCCCCGGGCCGGCCGGCAGCGUCAAGGAGAAGCGCUCCUUCAGCAAGCGGCUCUUCCGCGGGAGGGCGGCCGGCGGCGGCUCGGCCCCGGCGCCCGCCGCUGCCCCGGCCUCGGCCCCUUCCGGGCGGUCGCUCGGCGGGUUCAUGAGCCGCGUGCUGAAGACCCUCUCCACCCUCUCGCACUACAGCAGCGAGCCCGAGCCCCGCGGCCCGCACGCCCCGCGCCUGCCCCCGCCGCAGGCGGCGGGCGGCCUGGGCAGCUGCUUCCCGCCGGGCCCGCCGCGCAGUCCUGAGCCCCCGCCGCGGCCCCCCGGCGGCCCCGAGGCCGUGCCCGGCGUGGCGGGGCUGCGCAAUCACGGCAACACCUGCUUCAUGAACGCCAUCCUGCAGUGCCUCAGCAACACCGAGCUCUUCGCAGAGUUCCUGGCGCUGGAGCAGUUCCGCGGCGGGCCGCCCCCCGCAGCCCCCGGCCCCGCGGACGGGCCGCCGCCCGCGCCCGGCGAGGUCACCGAGCAGCUGGCGCAGCUGGUGCGGGCGCUCUGGACGCUGGAGUACACCCCGCAGCACAGCCGCGACUUCAAGAACAUUGUGUCCAAGAACGCUAUGCAGUACCGAGGGAAUGCCCAGCACGAUGCACAGGAGUUCCUCCUGUGGCUCCUAGACAGAGUCCAUGAAGACCUGAACAAUGUGGUGAAUUCCAGCGGCAUGCCGCCGCUCAAGCCACCGCUGGAGGAUGACGUGCUGCUCGAGGGACCAGCCUUUCCAAUCAGUAGUACUUUUGUGCAGGAACUCUUUCAAGCCCAGUACAGGUCCUCUCUGACGUGCCCUCAUUGCCAGAAGCAGAGUAACACCUUUGACCCUUUCCUCUGCAUCUCCCUGCCGAUUCCUUUGCCUCACACACGGCCACUUUAUGUCACCGUGGUGUACCAGGGGAAGUGUUCCCACUGCAUGCGGAUCGGCGUGGCUGUGCCCAUCUCCGGAACGGUGGCCAGGCUGCGUGAGGCCAUCUCCUCUGAGACCAAGAUACCCACGGAGCAGAUCGUGCUGACGGAGAUGUACUAUGAUGGGUUUCAUCGUUCCUUCUGUGACAGUGAUGACCUGGACACCGUGCAUGAAAGCGACUGCAUCUUUGCCUUCGAGACCCCAGAGAUAUUUCGGCCUGAGGGUAUCCGCAGUCAGAGGGGAAUACAUGUGAACAAUAACCUGAAUAACUUGAAAUGUGGCACUGAGCACUCCCGAACAAUAUCUUACUCUCAAGGAACAUUGAAAUCUGGAAAACUGGAACAGGCCUCUACUAAACCAGCAGUGAAUGACAAGAUUGUCCUGCUGGUGUGUAACAGGGCGUGUACUGGACAGCAGAGCAAGAGGUUUGGCUUGCCCUUUGUGUUGCAUUUGGAAAAAACAAUUGCUUGGGAUAUUCUGCAGAAGGAAAUUCUGGAGAAGAUGCAGUAUUUCCUGCGGCCUGCAGCCUGCAUGCAGGUUUGCCCGUUCAGCUUGCGCGUGGUCAGUGUUGUGGGCAUAACGUACUUGCUACCUCAGGAGGAGCGACCCCUCUGCCAUCCCACAGUGGAAAGGGCAUUGAAGUCAUGUGGACAGGGGGGAACAGCUCAUGUGAAAUUAGUGGUAGAGUGGGACAAAGAAACAAAAGAUUACUUGUUUGUUAAUAUGGAAGAGGAGUAUAUUCCAGACUCUGAAAGCGUCCGCCAGCAGAGAGAGCUUCAUCACCAACCUCAGACCUGCACUUUAUCUCAAUGUUUCCAACUGUACACCAAAGAGGAACAGCUUGCCCCAGAUGAUGCCUGGCGAUGCCCACACUGCAAGCAGCUGCAGCAGGGCAGCAUCACACUGAGCCUCUGGACCCUGCCUGAUGUUCUCAUCAUACAUCUCAAAAGGUUCAGACAGGAAGGAGACCGAAGGAUGAAACUUCAAAACAUGGUUAAAUUCCCUCUGAGUGGUUUGGACAUGACUCCUCAUGUUGUUAAACGCAGUCAGAGCAGCUGGAGUCUGCCAUCUCACUGGUCACCCUGGAGGCGACCUUACGGUCUUGGAAGGGAUCCUGAGGACUAUAUCUAUGACCUCUAUGCUGUCUGCAAUCAUCAUGGCACCAUGCAAGGGGGACACUAUACAGCAUAUUGCAAAAACUCAGUCGAUGGCCAGUGGUACUGCUUUGAUGACAGUGAUGUUCAGCAGCUUCCUGAAAAUGAAGUCUGCAAGCAGACAGCUUAUAUUCUCUUCUACCAGAGACGCACAGCAAUCCCAUCAUGGUCUGCAAACAGCUCUGUGGCAGGCUCCACAAGCUCCUCGCUCUGCGAGCACUGGGUCAGCCGCCUGCCCGGCAGCAAGCAGCCCAGCGUGGCCUCUGCAGCCUCCUCGCGCCGCACGUCUCUGGCUUCGCUCUCGGAGUCGGUAGAGCUGACUGGGGAAAGGAGUGAAGAUGAUGGAGGAUUUUCAACCCGUCCCUUUGUGAGGAGCGUCCAGCGUCAGAGCUUGUCAUCUCGAUCCUCUGUCACCAGCCCACUGGCAGUGAGUGAAAAUGGUGUCAGGCCCUCGUGGUCUCUCUCUGCAAAACUGCAGUUCCGCUCCAACUCUCCAUCCCGCUUCUCUGGAGAUUCCCCCAUACAUACCUCUGCUUCCACCCUGGAGAAGAUCGGGGAGGCUGCUGAUGAUAAAGUCUCCACCUCUUGCUUUGGCAGCCUGAGGAACCUCUCUAGCAGCUACUUGGAGCCCUGUGACAGCAGUCGGCGAGAGCACAGGACGGCUCGCAGAGCUCCCUUGGCUGUCAUGGAAGGGGCAUUCAGGGAAGAGUCUGUUGUAAGGACAUCGAGCUCAGAUCUUUCAGAUGGCUAUGGUAGAAGCUCUGUGCAGCCUGACAGGAGUCACCCUGCUUUGGACCAUUUUGAUAACAACAAUCAGAUUGCCUUUGUUGAUCAGAGUGAUUCUGUAGAUAGCUCUCCAGUCAAGGAGGUGAAAGCCCCCAGUGGGACCGGGCUGGCUGCAGAGAAGGCAGAUGGCACCCCUAGGAAGGUUCACAGCUCCAAAGGAGUUUCUGAGCCAGACAGGUGUUUGAGGAAGGGAAGGACAGCCUUAUCUAACCAAGAGACCAGAGUCUCUCACUCUUCUCCUCCUUCACUGAAGAGUUCCCAGAAGGUUUCCCGGUCUAGAAUUAAGACCGACUCCUCUAGGGCCAGUGGGCGACAUGGGUCUCCUGCUGCCACUCAGACUAAGAAGGACCAUAGCACGAAGCCCCUUGAGGUGGCUGUCCCAUCGGCUCAACAGAAGCAAAGGUCAGGUGGUUCUCCAUCCUCCACAGCUGCCAAGAAAACCCCAUCAGGCUCAUUGACUAAGGGCUCUUCUGGUGGGAAGAGCCGGACUUCAGAUCGAAGCCUCAGCAGAGAGGGCUCUAAGAUAAGUCUGGGGUCAGAUAAAACGAGUGUUACCAGCAGCUCAAGAACGAGCUCCCCACGGGUCAGCCACUCCAGGAGUGACAGCAGGGCAGUAGACAGCAAGCAUGUGCGGAGUUCCUCUAUGGCCAACCUGCGGUCUCCAAAUGUCGGUGUGCGUUCUGGUUUGAAGAGGGACAGCAAGUCAGAAGAGAAAGGAUUGUCUUUCUUUAAAUCAGCCCUAAGGCAGAAGGAGACCCGGAGGUCAGCAGACCUGGGAAAGACAACAAUGCUCUCAAAAAAGACAGCGAGUGGCAGUUCCAAGUCAGGCAGUAAAAAUGUGCUGGAAGACAAAUCGGAGAACGGUGUUGUCCCACCAGCCUCUCAAACCAAUGCCAACAUGACUGCAAAAGAAAAACUUGCCCCAAAAGAUGCCACACCCAACAAACAUUCUCUGCUAUCCAGUCGCAAGUCCAAGUCUUCCCAGCUAGAUCCCGGAGUCCAGUCUCCUCCCUCCAGUGGCAAGCAGUCUGCUGACAAGCCACUGAAAAAGUUACCUUCCAGCAUGCAGGUGUCUGUACGGCCUUCUCUGGAACCUCAGUGAAAUGCUGCAAUCCAGGUGUCUUUUCUUCUGCUGAGAAGCUAAUUUAUUCUGAGCUCUUGUUUUUGUGGGUUUUUUUAUUUUUUUAUUUUUUUUUGUUCAUGUGCCUAGUGUAUGUUUGAGGAGAAGUUAACUGCAAGUUGUUCAAGCGCCUUUUGAUUCUGCCAUCAAACCAAAUAGCCACAGGCAGCCAGCACUGAUGCAAGUAGUGCAGCUGGAGUCAUUGAACACAAACGCAGCUGUCCCAUAGCACUUGGACAGGAGUCUCUAUUGAAAAUGCAACAACUUCCCUCAGAUUCAAGUUUUGAAAUCUGAAACCCCAGUUGUACUGACACUGGUGUGCUUUGUAGGGCUGUGAACUGAUGUUUCUUUGGUCUUGUCCUGAGCAGGCUGUGUCCACGCUGGUGUGUGGCCUUGUUCUGAGCUGUGGAGGACGCAAAGGAAACCGGAGAGACUGCCGCUUCUUUAUGCUCUCUCUCAACCCCUUCUCCCUGCGCCCCUUCAUUUUUCAAGCUUUCUAAAGGGCAAUAUUUCAACACUAAUGUUGUUUCUCAGGUAUAUACUCAGCCAGUAUAGGAGGGACUAGCAUUAGUGGAUGGGCAGAAAGGUACCUGUGUGUCUGUGCAUGUGUGUGUCUGUGAUAGAUUUCACUUUUGCAUUCCAAGAGCAGAAAGCUUUUUUUUAUUACAAAAUGUAACCUGAUUUUUUGGUUGCUAUGUCUAUGAAGAGUUUUACUCUGUCCAUACCCAAGGCAACCUCUACCCUGUCCUCUUUAAUUGCUCUGUCUUCUGAAACACUAUACUACGCAACAGAAGAAAUCACUAAGCAGCAGCUGGUUGGGUUGUCAGCUUGUGCCUGAGGAAAGGCGAGGUGGGAGGUGGUUGCAGUGUCCUAGGAGAGCUGUCAUCAUGUCCCUGGAUGGCAGUGCUGCUGUCAGGACCCCUGCUCAAACUCCCUAGAAGAAGCAUUUCCUAGUGUGCUCAGAUGUUUAUUCGUAGUGGUGUGAAUACAGCAUCUGUUAUUUAUAGGAGCAAUGUUUAGAUGAGCCAAGUGUCAUCUUGUCUUCUCUGCCUUCUCUGAGCAUGCUUUGAACAAGCCUCUUGGAGCAGGUUGGAGGGGCUCUACCAAAAUACCACCAGGCAGUUUUUCCCUCUCUCCAAGGCACUGCUGCCUUCCCCCCUUGCCUGCUGCCCCCGGCUGCCACGCGUCCCUCAGCGCAGCGAUCCCCGGUGUGUCUGACAGUCUCUAUCAGGGUUAAAACACUACAUCUACUGAUGUCUUUGUUUACAUGCCCUUCUUAAGGGGAGAUUCCUCAAGUUCUUUAAGAUUUCUCUUAAAAAUGUGGAUUCCUGAAGUCCUUUUAUAUACAUGUGGUGUAGCAUUAUUUUUAAUUUCAUGAGGUUUUAUGAAUGUGCUGCAUAUUCCUGAGGUCCAGCAGCAAUCUGGCGUGUAGCUCAGGACAUGCAGCAGCUGGGCAGUGUGCUGGGCAUGCUUGUCUUUGGAGAGAGGUCACGGCCUGUCAGACAGUCGCGUUUGGCAAAACUUCUCAAGGCGUAGCAUGUGUACAGAUGUAAUUGUACAUCUUUUCUGUCACUGUAACAAACAGCCCUCAAACAAGUAGUUGCUCUGAGCUAGGCUGUUCCCCUCCUCCCUUGAACUGAUGUGCUGAUGACCCUGCAAGAAGCCUUGUCCCCAGCUCUGCUGGGCACACUGCUGCUCCAUGGUCACGUUUCUGCUCGGGUCAGCACACGUCUGCAGCGAGCUUGGGAGGGGUGUGGGGGCAGCUGCCCCAGGGGGCAGGCAGCGUGUGCGGAGCUGAGCAGGGAGCACGGAGCUGUGCUCAGCGGUGACAGGGACCCCGCUGCAGUGUGGCCCUUACUCUGUCCCCUCGUGCUGCAGUACUGACCUUACAUGACCUUCAUGUAACCCAGAAGCAAUGCCAGUAGCCUGCAUGUUUUUACAAUAUGCUGGACUCUGUGCCCUGGACUAUGUUUUUUAACCUGAACAUGAUCAUCUUCUUGAUGUGUUUCUUCUCCUGGGUGUUGUUUCAAUCUCAUUUAUUGCAGCAACAUGAAGCAAAGAUUGCAUUACUUGCUUCUUAAAUGUAUGACUGGGAUUAUUGAUGGAUUAUUUUUUGUUAUAUCCAGCAGAGCAGAUAAGACUUGCUUCACAUUGUAGUACUUAAAUUACUCCCUGAAAUGUUGAUGUUGAAGUAUUUGUUUAAGGUUUUAUCUGUAUUAAGGUCUUGCACUGUGUUGGCUCUUCUCUUGUAACAACUCUUCUAGCAAGAAUGUAAUUCUGGUAGCUAGCGCUAACUUGCCUUGGUAUCUUUUAAUAGCCAACCUAGUUUUCUGUGUGUUUUACCAUGGGACAUUUGUGGAAGGUUAUUUUUAUCAAAUGACGUUUUCUUUUCAUGCCAUCGUUCACUGAGGGAGUUUAAACUGGAAGACAGUGUAUGGUUUUUGAGCUAGUUUUGUUCCUCUAUUGCAAGCCUGGACUGAAGGAAAUUUGAAGCCAUGUCCAAAGUGGUGUUUUAGCUGAAUGCCAGUUCACUAUGUUUGCAUUUGGUGGCACUUGGGGUCUGGUGGUCCCAUGAAUGAGAGCGGCUGCUGCCUGGGCCCGCAGGGGAUGGUGGUGGCUGCAGGACCCCGGAGCCCAUGGUCUGGAGGGGCACAAGGCAGCCUCAUGGCUGGAAAAUGCCUUGGAAUGCUCAGGCCCAGCACCAUCCCCAUCCUCACAGCCGUGCCAGCCCUGGGGGAGGUGGGCUCUGAGCCCUGGGGGGGCUGUGCAGUGUGUGUCCCAUGUCUUGGCUGAGCUCCCUGCAUCAGCCUCUGUAACUCGCCUUUCACACUACGUCUCUAGUCUGACACUUGCUCCUGUUCCUGGGGUCAGCUCUCUGGACACAGGAAGAAGCAGCACCUUCAUUCCAGUGCUAGAUUCCUGCUGGAGUCACCUAAAGAUAUUAUUUUUAUCCUUUUUGGGCUGCAUCUUUUGGAUAGUGUUUAGUAGUAUACAAAUUAUAAGCACAUUUUCAAUGACGUGUAUUGAAGAGGCACCUUUUAUUUGUAUUAAUCACAUUUGAUAGACAAUUCGGUGCCUGCAGUUCUCUGUAACUUCUAAGUGUCUCACUUUGGGUGUAUAAAUUGUUAACCCUUUCAAACUUAUCAAAUAUGGCUAAAUAAAAAAAAAAAAGCUUAGGAUAGAAAGUUAGCAGCUUAAUUACAGUACAUUUAUUCCACUGUGCCCUCAUCUGUCUAGCUGCAGGGUUGUUUGCUUUCCAAAGCUGAAACUUGAGCAUGACCAACCAUUUUUUUUUCUCAGUAAUAAAGCAGUAAUAAAGCAGUUCUGCAUGGCACUUCUCUUGCUGUACCAAAUGCAUGCACUUACUAACUAUGCAAGCAUCUAACACAAACCAUAGACCGAGCUUUCAGUAUCAGAAGCCACGAGGCAGACUUGGGAGCUCUGCUGAGUCUGUGCCUCUGUUCUUGGUGCAGCUGCGUGUCAGCACACGGGAGCAUGUCCCUGGGUUCCUGCUUUGUUUGCACAUCUUUGAUUCUUUCCUUUGCAGAAUUCUGCAUAUACUGACAAGGCUGGAGUGUAGCAUAAUGUCAAAGGGAUCUGAAAUGUUGAAAUGAAAAAAUCUGGUUUUCUGUGUUGUAUUGUUUUUUUUCUUUAUUUUUCCUUUUUUUUUUUUUUUAACCAGGGAAAACCUGAUCAGUGUUCUGUGUAGCCUGCCCUUUCCCAUGUAACUUAAAUGACACGUUCUGUGUUGUCAGAAGAGGCAGUCACCUGUAGCCAUAUGAGCACUCAAAAAAAUAAGAGGUUUUGUCGAGUUGCUGUGCUGAGGGAGCAGCUCCCAGUGUGGGUGUGCUGCCUGUACUGGUCACAGGCUCUGCCUCCUGGGCCCCAGCUGCCCUGGGGGUGGGUCUGCUCCCCCUUGGCGCUCCAGAACCCAGAUGCUGCUGGUGCUGGAGCCGCAGGGUGGCUGGGGCAGCUGGGGCUGCAGCCCAUGGGCUGUGCUGGGCAGAGCGGGCAGCUGGGGCUGCCCUGGGGCUGGGAGGCUGCCUGCGAGGCUGGCAAGGAGUGGCAGGUUACUCAGCUGUCACUGAGAAGGUUUGGAAAUGACAUUCCAAAUAAUUUUACUGUUACCUUUUUUUGUAUCUUUGCCAUUUGCCUACUAGCCCAAAAUAAUUUGGCAGCAUCUGAUGUUACCUGUGGAGGGAACUGAAAUUUAGUUUUAAUCUGUGGUGAGAUGAAAGUACUACAAGGUUUUCUUAAUAAAAGCACCGUAAAGCAUUUACUAUUAGGAGCUUUAUUUUGUAAAAUUAAAGUACCUGAAGACUUGUACGAUAUCUAUACUAGGUCUAAAGGUUUAGGGAAUCUUAUAUUUUUUUAAAUGCCAUAGCACUCAAUUUAUCUGCAAAUAGUGUUUUAAAAGACACAGAUUAAAGCUAAGUGUAAACACAAAUUCGUUUCACUCUAGGCCCUGCAGCACAAACACAUUGCAAGGAAGUUACUGUUAGGUUUGUAUGGCAUUUGUGCAGUGCAAUAAGAAACCAUUUUUAGGUGCUACAUUGCCUUGGGUAGGGUGACACAAGGGAAUACAGGCUACAAGUGGCUAGAGUAUUUUCUUGUGGCCUUCCAAGUAGUAAUUUGUACAGAUCUGCUCACCAACUGUGCCUCACCAUUGGUUAAAAUUGAAUUUUAAGUCCUGUUGCAAAUGCAGUUUCUCUUCUGGACACAAUGUCAGAUUUUACACUGGAGUAUCUACAGUUCUAAAAACUGCAUGUCACAUCACUGUACACUGAUAUUGGGAUGUGGGGCUUGCCCACACCUUUGAUAUUCUCUUCUGUAUUUUAAUGUUUUUGAACUGUACAGUAAUCUGGAAAGCAGGCUGUCUUUACUUGGGAUUGAACAUUGUACCAUAAAUUUUAAAUUAUUUGAGGACAAGUGCAUGAGACUGUGUCAAUGCCUUUUAUUAUUUAUUUGUAUGUUUUAUUAUUCAAGGUGUAUGCACUUUUAAUAUGCAGAAUUUAUAUUUUUAUGUUAAAAAUCAUUUUCUUUCAGAAAGAAGAGUUUGAAUAUGAGGAAUUGGAAAUAAGUGCAAAAAGGGGAAUAUGUAAUAAAAUACAAUAAAUUUAUUACUAGGCAA